AUGGUUCAAGGGAUUUCUGAAAUAGCUGCGGUGUGUGUUGGCCUAGUCGGCCUGAUAGGGGCAGCUGCGACCACCGGGAUGCCGAUGUGGAAGGUGACCGCCUUCAUCGAGGAGAACAUCAUUGUUAUGGAGACCCGCUGGGAAGGUUUGUGGAUGAACUGCUACAGACAGGCCAACAUCAGAAUGCAGUGUAAGGUGUACGACUCCCUCCUAUUUCUGCCCCCAGACUUACAGGCAGCCAGGGGGCUGAUGUGCUGCUCUCUGGCCCUUUCCGGACUGGGGCUCCUAGUGGCCCUGGCAGGGAUGCGAUGUACCUCCUGUGUUCAAAAUAACGAUCGUGUGAAAACCAUCAUCUUGAUGGUUGCGGGUGGCAUGCAGUUCAUGGCGUCCAUAUGUGUCUUCAUCCCCGUGUCGUGGACAGGUCAUGUGAUCAUCAGAGACUUCUACAACCCUUUGCUGAUUGACGCCCAGCGCAGGGAGCUGGGAGAGGCUUUGUAUAUCGGCUGGGUGACAGGUGCUUUUCUCUUCGCCUCAGCUGUGUUGUUUGUGUGUCGGCGUGUUUCAUCAAACAAGGACUCGUUCGACCCGUACCACCCGGUCAAUAUGGUCAGGUACAAGCCAGUGCUGAACCAACCAGCCCCGUUCAGGUAUGAGCCUGUUUCAAGCAUUUCCAGUAUGAGGGCAACUCCAAACCAGCCCAUUCUGCAGAGCAACAGCUUUGUUGGUAACCAACCAGCUCAAGUGAUGCAAAAUGCACCUCUGUCAAACAACGUCGGCCUCAGCAGCCUCCCCGCUGUGUACGACCCACGGCUGGUAGGAAACGGGCUGUUGCUUUACCAAAGCAACUCGAGUCGCCAUCCCUCUACUCGGAGCUCUAACUUUGUUGGAAGCCUGCCUACACCAGGAAACUCUUUGUACACGAGUCAGCAGACUUCUCCAUAUUCAUUAAGUUAUGCAGGCAAUCCGUCCGUGUCCUACAACUCCAGUUUUCAUGCGGUUCCACAAAAUCCUGUUUUCAUCGGAUACAGCAAAUCAGUAGUUGCACCUGAGUCUCACGGCGGCAGCAGUGUUGGUUUGUACAUAUAAUGAAAUGGGGAGAAGUUGCACUGCUCAGCUGUA
Messenger RNA from Lampris incognitus (smalleye Pacific opah), 1119 nucleotides. RefSeq names its product claudin-8-like. Lineage: Eukaryota; Metazoa; Chordata; Actinopteri; Lampriformes; Lampridae. Gene Ontology annotation, molecular function: structural molecule activity. The transcript has a single exon. Gene Ontology annotation, biological process: bicellular tight junction assembly; cell adhesion. Bases 1 to 1086 code for a protein of 361 amino acids. The record is from RefSeq and is a predicted model, not a curated record. Gene Ontology annotation, cellular component: plasma membrane; bicellular tight junction.